AUGUCAAGCUCCAUUCUAACCUUGGGUCCCUACAAACAUCGUAAGGACUUGACCAGAGAAAGUGUCUUAUCCAAGUAUGAAAUUUUAGGAUAUAUAGCUGCUGGUACCUAUGGAAAAGUUUAUAAAGCACAAGGGAAAUUGAAAGAAAAACGUAAAAAUGAGGAAGACUCGAUUCCAUCCAAAUUGUAUGCCAUCAAGAAGUUCAAAAUAGAAAGUAAUAUAAAACCCAAUUUGAUGGACAAUGAAGUAAUCAAUUAUACGGGUAUCAGUCAGAGUGCCAUAAGGGAGAUGUCAUUAUGUAAAGAAUUGAACCAUAAAAAUGUAAUUAAUUUAAUUGACAUCAUUUUGGAAAACAAAUCAAUCUAUAUGAUUUUGGAAUACUGUGAACAUGACUUGUUACAAAUCAUUCAUUAUCACUCCCAUCCGGAGGUUAAACCAAUUCCUAUCAAAAAUGUGAAAUCAUUAGUGUGGCAAAUAUUGAAUGGAGUUUUGUAUUUGCAUAAAAACUGGAUAUUCCAUAGAGAUUUGAAACCCGCAAAUAUCAUGGUCACAGAAUCAGGAGUAGUGAAGAUAGGUGAUUUGGGAUUGGCUAGAAAAUUUAAUAAUCCACUACAGAGCUUAUAUACUGGUGAUAAAGUGGUCGUUACUAUUUGGUACAGAGCGCCUGAAUUACUAAUGGGAGCGAGAUAUUAUACCCCCGCAAUUGACUUAUGGGCUGUGGGAUGUAUAUUAGCUGAAUUGCUUAGUCUCAGACCAAUCUUCAAAGGUGAAGAAGCAAAAUUUGACAUAAACAACAAAAAGACAGUGCCUUUCCAAAAAAAUCAAUUUUUGAAAAUUAUCGAUAUUUUGGGAAUACCCAACUCGACCAACUGGCCAAGCUUAUCCAAAUAUCCAGAAUACUAUUCAUUCCAACAAAUGGUUGCUGGAAAUAGUAAUUUGAACACUACAAAUAAUCUCCUCAAUUGGUAUAAGUUGAUCGGAGGUAAUAAUAAAGCAUGUUUCAAUUUGUUACAAGAUUUGUUACAUUAUGAUCCCAAUAAAAGGGUGACUGCAGAUAAUGCUUUGGUACACGAUUUCUUCUCCGAACAGCCAAAAACCCUUAUUGAUAAUGCGUUUGAUGGGUUGAAUUUGAAGUACCCGAAAAGAAGGAUUUUCACCGAUGACAAUGAUAUUAUACUGAAUUCAGGUAGGAAAGUAUUUAAUGAUAGUAGAAAGAAAGUUAGACAAAUAUAG
Molecule: messenger RNA, 1233 nt
Organism: Yamadazyma jaroonii
Lineage: Eukaryota; Fungi; Ascomycota; Pichiomycetes; Serinales; Debaryomycetaceae
Source: the annotation of a GenBank genome assembly